AUGGCGCUCUCCAUUUACAUCGACGAGGACGUCGGCCGGGACGACACCACCGCCACUGGCACCGAGUCCGCUCCCUACAAGACUCUCGUCCACGCCUUCGUGCAGCACGCGCCCACCACCGAGGGUAUCGAGUACCUCACCCGCAAGUCGCAGACCGAUGCCCCCGGCGACAAUGUCGACCCCGCGGCCAAGCUGGAGUGGAAGGCCGCGACCAAGUCCGCCAUGAAGAAGGCCACCAACCUGUGGGAGCAGCGCAAGAAGAAGGCCGCCAAGGAGCAAGAGCUGGCCAUCCGCGAGAAGGCCGAGGCCGAUAACCGCCAGAAGGUCCUGGACGAGGCAAAGAAGGUCAUCAUCAAGGAGGACACCUCGCUGCCCGCCCCCGUCCGCAUUCGUCUGGACGUCGUCGAUCCCGCCAUCGUGAAGCCACGCCCUGCCGACUCUGAUGUCCCCGGUACGCGGGUCCGCGUCCUGGGUCGUGUGCACCGUAUGCGUGCGCAGAAGGGCGUUGUUUUUAUUACUCUUACCGAUGGUUACGGAUACAUGCAGUGCAUUCUGACCGGCGACCUGGUCAAGACCUACGAUAUCAUGACCCUCACCCUCGAGACCUCCAUGUCCAUCCACGGUGAGAUGCGCGCCGUCCCCGCCGGCGCUCACGCUCCCAACGACCGUGAACUGCAUGCCGACUUCUUCACCAUCAUCGGCCGUGCCGCCGGUGACAAGGAGGCCAUCACCACCCGCGUGGCCAAGGACGCUGAUCCCCAUACCCUGCUCGACAACCGCCACCUCGUGCUGCGCGGUGAGACCUCGUCCGCCGUCAUGAAGGUGCGCGCCGCGACCCUGCGCGCCUUCCGCAAGGCCUUUGAGGAGAACCGUCUGCUGGAAGUGACUCCUCCGGCAAUGGUGCAAACCCAAGUCGAGGGCGGCAGCACCCUAUUCGGCUUCGACUACUACGGGCAAAACGCCUACCUGACCCAAUCCUCGCAGCUCUACCUGGAAACCUGCCUGCCGUCCAUGGGCGACGUCUUCUGCGUGUGCCCAUCCUUCCGCGCCGAGAAGUCCCUCACCCGCCGCCACCUGUCCGAGUACACGCACAUCGAAGCCGAGCUGGACUUCAUCACCUUCGCGGACCUCCUCGACCACAUCGAAGAAGUGAUCUGCCGCGUCAUCGACAACAUCUUCGCCGAGCCCGAGAUCGCCGGCUACAUCAACAAGCUGAACCCGGACUUCAAGAAGCCGACCCGUCCCUUCCGCCGUAUGAAGUACUCCGACGCCAUCGACUGGCUGGUCGAACACAACAUCCCCAACGAAGAAGGCGAGCCGCACAAGUUCGGCGAUGACAUUGCUGAGGCUGCCGAGCGCAAGAUGACCGAUAUCAUCAACCAACCCAUCUUCCUCACCCACUUCCCCGCCGAGAUCAAGGCCUUCUACAUGAAGAAGGACGACUCUGACCGGCGCGUCACUGAAAGCGUCGACGUCCUCAUGCCCGGCGUCGGUGAAAUUGUCGGUGGUUCGAUGCGUAUGGACGACUGGGAUGAGCUCAUGACCGCGUAUAAGCGUGAGGGCAUGGAUCCCAGCCCGUACUACUGGUACACCGACCAGCGCAAGUACGGAACCUCCCCGCACGGCGGAUACGGCCUCGGUCUCGAGCGAUUCCUUGCUUGGCUGUGUGCCCGGUACACUGUUCGUGAUUGCUCGCUGUACCCGCGCUUCACUGGCCGUUGCACCCCGUAA
Penicillium argentinense is the source of this 1731-nucleotide messenger RNA. Its product is annotated as asparagine--tRNA ligase DED81. The record is from RefSeq and is a predicted model, not a curated record. The transcript is spliced from 2 exons. Gene Ontology annotation, cellular component: cytoplasm. Gene Ontology annotation, molecular function: nucleic acid binding; ATP binding; asparagine-tRNA ligase activity. The coding region runs from base 1 to 1731 and encodes 576 amino acids. Gene Ontology annotation, biological process: asparaginyl-tRNA aminoacylation. Lineage: Eukaryota; Fungi; Ascomycota; Eurotiomycetes; Eurotiales; Aspergillaceae.